AUGUCGAUACGGAGCGCCAACAAUAGCGAUAGCGAGGAAACGAGAAUCGGGGAUUCACCCAGAGACUCAGCUCUCGAAGUUGCUGCUUCCUUGGAUCCGUUCGUUCCAUUCACCGAGAUAGAAGAACAUAGUGGUCGAAUCAUUACGGUUCGAGCGGCAGCCGUGGGAAUUUUGUGCGGUGUUCUGGUCAACGCAUCCAACAUUUACAUCGGCCUCCGUGCUGGGUGGACCACUUCUGCCAACGUGCUAGGUGCAAUCGUUAGUUUCGCCGUUCUGAAACGUUCUUCAUCAACAUUCGGCCCCCAUGAAAACAACAUCGCUCAAACUCUGGCGACUGCGUCUGGCGGCAUGUCCAACGUCUUCAUAUCCGGAAUCCCAGCACUCUAUCAGUUGAAUUUGCUCACAACACCGGCCAAAGACUUCUUUAGACUUGUUAUUUUAGCCACGAUGGGUGGCUACUUUGGUUUGUUAUCGAUUGCUCCUUUGCGAAAAUUCUUUAUAAAUACUGCAUCGCGAGAACUAAAUCUCGUUUUCCCUUCGUCUUUCGCUACUGCGGCUACUAUCCGAAGCAUGCACUCAGCUGCUGGUGGAGAGAAGCUGGCACAGCGCAAGAUGAAAUGGACAAUAGUCGCUUUUUUUGCGGCAAUGGCGUUGCGCAUCGCAUCCAUGUUUUUACCAAAUAACUGGCAUGUGUUUGAUUGGAUCGCGCAAGCACGGCUUUCCACUGCCAUCACCAAAUUUGCGUUUGUCGCUGAAAGUUGGGGAUGGGUCAUUGAGUGGUCCCCGGCAAUGAUUGGUUCUGGAUUCUUGGUAGAUUUUAAUGUUUCCAGCUCUUUCUUCGCCGGUGCUAUAUUUGCAUGGGGGUUCCUAGGGCCAUACCUCGUGUCGAUUGGCUCAGCUUUUGGCGAGCCCUCGGAUUCAGCGAAUCCACCCAGACGGAUAUCUUACACCGCGAUGUCAACCAAGUUUUCAAGCUCAGACCACCCUAGCCCUCGAUAUUGGCUUCUGUGGCCCGGCGUAGCAUGCACUCUUGCUGUUGCUUUUCUUGAGCUUCUAUGUCAAUCCAAGACCAUUUGGAAAUUUCUGCUCACAUUGACGAAGAAAAUGUCCCAGUCGCUCAUUAACCUCGUCCAGACUCCACAGCCUCGAUAUGAGCCGAUCGAACAAGAGACGCCUGUAAUAUCUGAGAAGCGACAAGAUCUAAAGGAACUUACCUUACAGAUGUGGCUUCCUGGGUUGGUAUGCGUCGUGCUGUCUGCCAUUGUUAUUCUGCGUAUCCAAUUCAAGAUGCCAGUUUUCGAAGCAGUUGUUGCGCUGGCCAUGUCCUUUUGCUUGAUGUUGGUUGCUAUACAGGCAACAGGUGCAACGGAUACCACCCCAAUUAACGCCAUUACGAAGGUGUCACAGGUUGCGCUGGGGUCGAUCACACGAUCAACGGGCGCGACAGUCGAGGCUGCCCAAAGGCUAAACCUCGUCGGUGCCAGUCUUACGAAUAUUGGUGCUUGUCAAGGAUGUGAUUUGAUGGGUGACUUCCGUGUUGGCUUCUUACUUGGUACACCAGUGCAUCUUCAAUACAUCGCUCAAUUGAUCGGCACCCUCGUUGCAUCACUUGUUGCUCCGGCGAUCUUUCUUCUUUUCACAACAGCUUAUCCUUGCAUUAUUUCUGGCGAUGCGAGCUCUUGCGAUUUUCCUGCCCCGACCGUCGCGUCAUGGCGUGCCGUCGCCGUGGUGGCUAGUACACCCAACCCGUCAAUACCGUCUUCUAGCAUAUACUUCUCCAUCUCCAUUGCAAUCUUUUCUGGAGUUUUGGUCAUUGCCAAACAUGUUUUAUGCAAUAAUGGUUAUGGCUGGAUAAAGACUGUCUGGCCCAACAUGAUGAUCUUUGGGUUGGCAUUUACGCUGCCGAAUGCCCAAACACCGACAACGAUGAUGAUUGGAUCGCUUAUUGCGGCGUUCUGGAAGUCUAGAAAUGCAAAAGGAUUCGAAGUGUAUGCCUUUGGUGUUGCAGCAGGGCUUGUUGCGGGGGAGGGCAUCGGCGGCACAAUCAACUGUGCUCUGUCUAUUCUCGGCCUAAUAUAA
This is a messenger RNA of [Torrubiella] hemipterigena, 2079 nucleotides long. The record is from the annotation of a GenBank genome assembly. Lineage: Eukaryota; Fungi; Ascomycota; Sordariomycetes; Hypocreales; Clavicipitaceae.